This is a messenger RNA of Ailuropoda melanoleuca (giant panda), 2464 nucleotides long. It is a transcript of the gene FKBP11, whose product is annotated as FKBP prolyl isomerase 11. Gene Ontology annotation, biological process: protein peptidyl-prolyl isomerization. The coding region runs from base 1841 to 2443 and encodes 200 amino acids. Gene Ontology annotation, molecular function: peptidyl-prolyl cis-trans isomerase activity. The transcript has 6 exons. Lineage: Eukaryota; Metazoa; Chordata; Mammalia; Carnivora; Ursidae. The record is from RefSeq and is a predicted model, not a curated record. Gene Ontology annotation, cellular component: endoplasmic reticulum.
UCACCUCAUGGUCUGAUGUGACUGCUAGAGUGUAAUUCAUCUCAUCUACAUUCCAGGCAGCAGAACAAAGGAAGGGAAGGAGCUUGGGAAGAGGAGGAGGAGCACACAAUGACACACUUCUUAGCUGAAUUAAUUCCCUUUAACGAGCCUUGCUGGAAGUCUAGGACAAUAUUUCCACCCCUUCUGUUUAUGUCUUAGGGCCAGAACUUAGUCACGUGGCCUUAUCCAGCUUUAAGGAAGACUUAGGAAUGUGUUUAUUAUUUUUUUAAUUUGAGGUAUAAUUUGCAUGCAGUGCAAUGCACAGAUCUUCUCAUGUAGUUUGAUAAGUUCUGACAAAUGCAUACACCCAUGUAAGCCACCUCCCUAUCAGGAUAUAGAGCAUUCCAUCAUCCCUAGAAAUUCUGUCCUGCUGAGGGGACUUUUUCAACAACUCCAGAGAGAGGUAAUGAGGGCUUACUUAAUUAGGGUAGUAGCCUUGGGAAUGGAAAGAAAGCUUGGAGAGGCAGUGGAAGGAGAAUCCAAAGGAGACUGGUUGAUGUGGGAGAUGAGAGGAGAAUCUAGGAGAAUGCUAACAGCAGAGCCACUAACAGAAACAUAAAAUUGGGAGGGAAUUCUAGAUUGUAACAAAUGGGAUGGAUGGAGAAAAAAAUGAGUACAGUACUGGGUGUGUUGAUUUGACGUCCUGGUGAAACAUCCAGGUGAAGAUACCCAGUAGGCAGUUAUAUCUAGAACUUGGGAGGGCAUUCAGAGCUCAGUGGCAUCAAAUACGAGAGAGAUGCUAGAGAGGAUAAGGGACCAAGAAAUGACCCAAGAAGUUAGUGACUGAGCUCACUGAGGACUUUUUGAGGGAACAGAAUUUAGAUGCCAUGGCCUGAGUGGGCAGUGAGGGAUUAAAUCAUACAAAAGGGGAGUGGUUGCGUUGCCUGAAAUAAUUUAAAACCCCUUUAAGAAACUGAAGUCCUUGGUGUACCUGGCUGGCUCAGUCUGUAGAGCAUGAGAUUGGAUCUUGGUGUGAGUGGGGCAAAAUAAAAAUAAAAACCGAGGUCCUUGCACAAACACAAAAGGGUUAUAUGUAGUUGCCCUUUUUGCCACUUGCUGAUAAAGGAGGAGGAGAAACGUUGGUGUCAGAAGAAUAUCAGGGUUUCACCCCAUCCUUACAGGAAAAUAGCUCCUGGCUCUUCGAAAUUAGCUUUCCAAAAGAACAGGGAGAUGAGACAGCUCCUUGCCUCCUGUGACCUCCAGAAUUCAAGCUGAAGGGCUGGAGGUGGGAGAGGGAUGCCCUCUUUAACAGCUGCUCGGGUGGGGUGGGCCAACCAGACACUGCCAGGACAGGUGUGAAGAGAACCGUAGCGUAUGAGGAAAGAACAGAGCAAACAGGCUGGACUCAGGCAAUUCUCGGUUUGAAUCUUGUCUCUGUCGCCACCUAGCUAGAAGACCUUGGGCAAGUUACUCAACCUGAACACCCAUCUCAUCUGUAAACUGGAAACAAUUAUGCCUACCUUUUAGGGUGGUUUUGAGGAUUACAGAAAAGUGGCACACAAUACGUCAUCGUAAGUGGGUGCUCUUAAGUGAUCCAGCCCCUCGCUAUGGGACAGAACGGCUAACGGAUGGGCCCUGAAACACGACCUCCCGAACUUAGAGGGUAGGGAGGGCUCCUGGCCGCCUCCUCCCUCCAGGAGGUGGGGACAAGGUGGAGGAAGGGCUGCAGGAGGAGGAGCUGGCGCGUCGCGACACGCCCCGUCCCGUCCAGUCCGGCCUGGGCGCCGAGGGAACCGCUGUCCUAGCCGCCGCCACCCGAGCAGCCUGUCCUGGUGCCCCGUGCCUUGCCCCGCGUCCAGUCAUGACCCUGCGCCCCUCACUGCUCCCGCUCCGCCUGCUGCUGCUGCUGCUCAGUGGGGCAGUGUGCCGGGCUGAGGCGGGGUUUGAAACCGAAAGUCCCGUCCGGACCCUGCAAGUGGAGACCCUGGUGGAGCCCCCCGAGCCGUGCGCGGAGCCUGCAGCCUUUGGAGACACGCUGCACAUACACUACACGGGCAGCUUGGUAGAUGGACGCAUUAUUGACACUUCCCUGACCAGAGACCCUCUGGUUAUAGAACUUGGCCAAAAGCAGGUGAUCCCAGGUCUGGAGCAGAGCCUUCUAGACAUGUGUGUGGGAGAGAAGCGAAGGGCAAUCAUUCCUUCUCACUUGGCCUAUGGAAAACGGGGAUUUCCACCAUCUAUCCCAGCGGAUGCAGUGCUGCAGUUUGAUGUGGAGCUGAUUGCACUGAUCCGAGCCAACUACUGGCAAAAGCUGGUGAAGGGCAUUUUGCCUCUGGUAGGCAUGGCCAUGGUGCCAGCCCUCCUGGGCCUCAUUGGGUGUCACCUAUACAAAAAGGCCAACAGACCUAAAGUCUCCAAAAAGAAGCUCAAGGAAGAGAAACGAAACAAGAGCAAAAAGAAAUAAUAAAUAAUUUUUUAAAAUUUC